UCUACACUACAAGGGAUAAAGUGACUCACUGAGUGACUUCAUGUGGUUCUCAAUAAUCCUGACAUUCUCUAUAUAUACUUCUCUCGAACCCACCCAUUUCAGACAGACAAAAACAAACCAGAAAAAAACCUUGGAUAAUCAUGGAUGCCAAUUGCUUUCUCAGUUCCUCAAAUCCACUCACCAAAACUGCUGCACUAGAAUUCCCCUGUUCAAGAAGAUGCUCCAAUGGAUCACCCUUUCAACCCAAAAGAGUUCGCCUUUCCUCCUCCAUUACAUGUUGCCAAUCGGCUGGAUCGUCCGACGAUCUGCAGCAGCACAGCCAGUCCUUCCUUCAGGCGGAUUGGAGAUGGUUCAGGGCAAAAUUGGUUGCUAACGAGCAAGCAUUUAUGACCGCGAGCACCGGGAAAAGCUUGCUGGCGGCAGAUCCAGACGAGACCCCUAGAGCAAAACAGCCGCUGGAGCUGGUGACGGUGGGAGACAGAUGGGCCCACGCCAUCCACGAGCCGGAAAAAGGGUGCCUGCUCAUCGCAACGGAGAAGCUGGACGGGGUCCACAUCUUCGAACGGACGGUGGUCCUUCUCCUGUCAACGGGCCCGGCCGGCCCAUUGGGCAUCAUCCUCAACCGCCCGUCCCUCAUGUCCAUCAAGGAGAUGCGAAACGCCGCAACGACGUCGUCCUCUCUGUCUGUGAUGCCUCCGGAAGCGUUCUCGGGCCGGCCGUUGUUCUUUGGGGGCCCAUUAGAGGAAGGCCUGUUUCUGGUGAGGCCCAGAGGAGGGUACGACAAGGACAGGCUGGCGAGGAGUGGGGUAUUCGAGGAGGUGAUGAAAGGGUUGUACUACGGGACAAAGGAGACGGCCGGGUGCGCGGCGGAGAUGGUGAAGAGGAAUAUGGUCGGCGUCGGAGAUUUCAGAUUCUUCGACGGGUAUUGCGGUUGGGAGACGGAGCAGUUGAGGGAUGAGAUUAAUGCUGGGUAUUGGACUUUGGCGGCCUGUAGCGCGAGUGUUAUUGGGCUGGAUAAGGAGGCUCGUUUUGGGCUUUGGGAGGAUGUAUCCUGGCUUGUCGGCCCAAAAGCGGUGUCCUGACCAGAGAGAUUACUGUACUGGAAUUUGUAUAUGAGUUCUUUCUUUUUUACCCCCUUCCCUUCUUUAGUUAACUAGCUUUUUUUGAUUGUUUGUGUGAGUGUUGUUAUGUGAGGAUUGAAUUAUAUAUUUCCUAUAUCGUUUUGUAUAUUCUAAGUUGUCAGUUUUUGUGCGCUAUUUUCUUUACUAAUUAAUCUUUUUGUCGUAAGACAUUAUGUAUCAUUUCUUGUAUGUGAUUAGCUUGUGUUUCUUUCAAGAUUUGUUUCAUGCUUUUGUAGAUGUUUUGCCUUUGUUGUAUAGGUUUUAUUGAUAUGAAAUAUUGAGAUGAGAUAUGUGGGC
Linum tenue is the source of this 1418-nucleotide messenger RNA. The record is from the annotation of a GenBank genome assembly. NCBI's taxonomy places the organism in Eukaryota, Viridiplantae, Streptophyta, Magnoliopsida, Malpighiales, Linaceae.